UCCGGUGGUUGGACGAGCAAAAUCAAAAUGUUAAAAUUUAACGCUCAGACAGCGGGUUUUCAUUGAUUUUUGACCGAGAAAGUUCUUGAUCAACGAAAUUUUGAGCUUAAUAACUGUCAUCAAAAUCACUUUUACAGGAGAUUUUCACAAUGGUAAAGAUACAGUGGAAACUUUUGGAGUUGCCAUGGAGAUUAAAGGUCUCAGCCAUACAGUCUUUCCAAUGGCUACGACUGUUAAGACAGACAUUAUUUUACAACCAUUUUACCUCAACAACAGUCAUCAUGGAAACUGCGGCAGAGCCUAUGUUUUGGACUGUUGAUAGAUUUGCAAAAUACUUAGGACCAAUAUUUAUGACAGCAGUAGUAUGUUUAGUAUCAUCGGUUAUUGUAGUAGCCUAUACAUGUUUAUUACCACAAGAGUACACCAAAGGUGUUGCAAGAUGUAUUUUCCAUCUAAUUUUUGGUCAUUGGUUAUUGGUUAAUGUUGUGUUUAACUAUGUGAUGGCAGCAUUUACAAACCCUGGAAAUCCACCAUAUGAGGUUCCAGAAACAGUAUCUAUAUGUAAGAAAUGUAUAAGUCCAAAACCUCCUAGAACUCAUCAUUGUAGUAUAUGUAACAAAUGUGUGUUAAAAAUGGAUCAUCAUUGCCCUUGGAUAAACAAUUGUGUUGGAUUUUAUAACCAUCGAUAUUUCUUUUUAUUCAUUGUUUAUUUAUCUAUUGGAGCUAUUUAUGUGUGUGCUGUAGGGUAUGAUUCCUUUAAAGAACAUUUCUAUGGAGAAAAGGAAUAUCCAUUUCCAGGGUUUAUGUAUCCUCUCAAUAUAGCACAUGAAGUUUGGCAGCAAACAGCUACAGUAACUGCAGCACCAUACAAACAUGACGAGAAUGAUUUAGAAAUUGAUUACGUGGAUGCAUUUUUCCACAAUGCUGUAUUGUACGAGUUUAUUUUGGCCAGUGGAGUUUGUGUGGCUAUAUCACUGUUAUUGGUGUGGCACAUCAAAAUGAUCAGUUAUAAUGAAACUAAUAUAGAAAUCCAUAUCAACAAAAAAGAAAAGACCAGACUGAAAGCUCUGGGGAUUCAAUUCAAGAAUCCAUACCAUCAUGGAAAAAUAAGAAAUUGGAAAAUAUUUUUAGGAUUAUAUGAUGGAAGAACAAUCUGGAGACAUAUUUUAUUACCAUCUACACAUCCACCAGAAGGAGAUGGAUUACGCUGGCCAAAAGCUCAGUAUAAAUACGACAGAAAGAAAGGAAUAUUGCAGCUCUUAUGACAAAAACUGUAUCUAGGAAAAUAUGACUGACAAUAUUUAUUAACCAAUUUUAUCGAAGACCACAGAUAUAUUUUAUAUGUCAUUAAGGGACUGUUUGUGGUCAAAUUUAGUUUUUAGCUCACCAGUCCUAAGGAACUGUGAGCUUGAGCCAUCACUUGGCGUCCGUCGUCGUCGUCCGUCUGGAGUAAACUAUUUCAAGCAUCUUCUUCUCUGAAACUACUGAACCAAUUCCAACCAAACUUAAUCUGAAUGAUCCUUAGGGUAUCUAGAAUAAAGUUUGUGUUUUAUUUUCUGUUUCGUCUAAAAACAUUGCCGCCAUGGCUAAAAAUAGAACAUAGAGGUAAAAUACAGUUUUUGGCUUAUAUCUCAAAAACCAAAGCAGUUAGAGCAAAUCUGACAUGGGGUGAAAGUGUUCAUAAGGUAAAGUUCUAUCAGUCCUGAAAUUUUCAGAUGAAUCUAAUAACCCAUUGUUGGGUUGCUGCCACUAAAUUGGUAAUUUUAAGGAAAUUUUGCAGUUUUUGGUUAUUAUCUUGAAUAGUAUUAAUGAUAAAGAUAAACUGUAAACAGCAAAUAUGUCCAGCAAAGUAAGAUCUACAAAUAAGUUUUAUAUGACCAAAAUUGUCAAUUGACCCCUUAAAGAGUUAUUGCCCUUUAAGGACAAUUUUACACAAUUUGUUUAUCAUGUUUUCUAACUUCAAAAAAUCUUCUACUCUGAAACCACUGAACCAAUUCCAACCAAACUUAAGCUGAAUAAUCCUUAGGGUAUCUAGAAUUAAGUUUGUGUUUUAUUUUCUGUUUCGUCAAAAAAAAAUGGCCAUCAUGGCUAAAAAUAGAACAUAGUGGUAAAAUGCAGUUAUGGCUUAUAUCUAAAAAACCAAAUGAGUUAGAACAAAUCUGACGGGGUAAAAGUGUUCAUUAGGUGAAGUUCUAUCAGCCCUGAAAUUUUCAGAUGAAUCUAAUAACCCAUUGUUGGGUUGCUGCCACUAAAUUGGUAAUUUUAAGGAAAUUUUGCAGAUUUUGGUUAUUAUCUUGAAUAGUAUUAAUGAUAAAGAUAAACUUAAACAGCAAAUAUGUUCAGCAAAGUAAGAUCUACAAAUAAGUUUAUAUGACCAAAAUUGUCAAUUGAUCCCUCAAGGAGUAUUGCCCUUUGAGGACAAUUUUACACAAUUUGUUUAUCAUGUUUUCUAACUUUAAAAAAUCUUCUCUGAAAAUACUGAACCAAUUCCAACCAAACUUAAGCUGAAUGAUCCUUAGGGUAUCUAAAAUAAUGAUUGUGUUUUAUUUUCUGUUUCGUCAAAAAACAUGGCCGCCAUGGCUAAAAUUAGAACAUAGGGGUAAAAUGCAGUUUUUGGCUAAUAUAUCUCAAACACUUUAGCAAUUAGAGCAAAUCUGUUCAUAAGGCCAAGUUCUAUCAGCCAAGAAAUUUUCAGACGAAUCUAACAGUCCAUUGUUUGGUUGCUGCCACUAAAUUGGUAAUUUUAAGGAAUUUUGCAGUUUUUGGUUAUUAUCUUGAAUAUUAUUAAUGAUAAAGAUAAACUGUGAACUGCAAAAAUGUUCAGCAAAGUGAGAUCUACAAAUAAGUUAAUAUGACCAAAAUUGUCAAAUGUGUACUUAAGGAGUUAUUGCCCUUUAAAGACAAUUUUUCACAAUUUGUUCAUCUAGUUUGCUUACUUUA
This is a messenger RNA of Mytilus californianus (California mussel), 2940 nucleotides long. Its product is annotated as palmitoyltransferase ZDHHC16B-like. Gene Ontology annotation, cellular component: Golgi apparatus. Gene Ontology annotation, biological process: protein palmitoylation. The coding region runs from base 150 to 1265 and encodes 371 amino acids. The transcript has 9 exons. The record is from RefSeq and is a predicted model, not a curated record. Gene Ontology annotation, molecular function: palmitoyltransferase activity. Lineage: Eukaryota; Metazoa; Mollusca; Bivalvia; Mytilida; Mytilidae.